GUGCUUUACGUGUGUACACAACGCACUCGACGUAUCCGGUCUCGCGAGGCGCACUGCGACUGCGCCUCUGCAGCCGCUGCUGCAUCCACAUCAUCGGCUCUCUUUAUCCGUGUCCCAAACUGAAUCGCAUAGCAAACCUAUAUAUAUAUAUAUGUGUGUGUGUGUGUGUGUGUGUGUGUGUGUGUGUGUAUAUGUGCAUAUAUAAAUUAUAUAGGAUCGAGCAGUUAGAGCUGAGUAGCGCAGUAUCGUAUGGCGCAGUGAAUCACGAGCCGUUAUCGGCGUGUAGGAAGCGCGAGAGAUCAUGUAGCACAAGCGCGACGAGAGCUAGCGGUGUGCAUAAUCGACACCGCGGAGCAGCGCGAAAAAAGAUGCGUAGUUGUCUAUUCGGCGGCUCCGCAAUCUCUCGCGCAUACAGCAUAAACAUACGUACUACUUACUCGCACCUACUCCUCCAAUCGAGCGCAAUUUCUCGCCGUCGGAGUCGGAGCUGCUGACUGCUCUCUGAGUCCCCUCUCUGCUUACUGCGGAUCGACGAGUGGAAAAAAUAAGCGUAUAUACAGACAUGUGCAGAGGGAGAGAGAUGGAGAGGAAGCAGAAAGGGGCUCUCGCUCUCGGGAAAAUUCGCGAACGCGCGCUAUACUCUCGGCCGUCGGCGGCGAGUUGGUCCCCGCGGCUAGCGGUAUAGAGCAGAGAGUAGAGUGAGUAAUCGAGUGGCGGGGGACUGCCCGAAGAGAGAGCUACGCCGAGAAGUAAGUACCGCAGGCUCCGCGUUCGGCUCCGAAUCCCGAAUCCUCUGGUGCGCGCGCGACAUCCUUGGACGUGUGCGUAUACAUGCGCAGCUGCAUGCUCUCUGUGUAUACGUAUAUAGGUGAAAGUGCGCGCACAACACACAUCAGUACAUCACAGGCAGAAAAGCGGCGACAGCGACACCAGCGGCGACCACGACCGCGCACGCAAUAAGACACAAGAUAUUAUAGCAGUCCGCACAGGCGCACUGCUGACGUCUGUCUGUCCGUGCGUGUCGCUGCCUAGCUCUCUCUCUCUCUCUCUCUCUGUACAGUCUGUACUCUGCUCUCUCUCUACUACCUAUACCUAUAUAUAUUCUCUGCUGUUCUCUGUUUCGUAUGCUGCGCUCUGAGGGACAGAGACAGAGAACACGCACAGUCGCACAGUGUAGUUAUACGCGAGUAGACGUCGUCGGCCGUCGCUGAGGUUCCCCCGGGCCGCAGCAGCAGCAGCGUCCUCCUCCUCGUCGCCCAUCGUCUUCCAGGACCGAGUGCUGUGUGCCCCUGUGUGUUUGCUUAUGUGCACUGCCUUCAUGUGCGCGCGAGUGCUUCCUGGAGAAAAUUCCUAGUCCGCCCGCACAGCGACUCGUGAUCCGAGCCAUCAGUUGCGUAGGCCCCGGAACGGCCUCGCCUCUCUCUGUCUCUGUCUCUCGAGAACCGUCGACUGCGGGGGCGACCCGACGGUUUCUUCAUCUUCUCCAUCCUCUCCAUCCUCUUCUUCUUCCGAUCUGCUUUGUUUACCCCGCGUUUCACACUUCCUCUGGCUGAAGGGCUGUUGCCUGCUGAUGAUGUAUAUACCUGAAGAAGUCUGGGCUUACGCUGCUGGAGGAGCCAUGAGGUGGAGGGACUGAGGAGAGACCGCACUCUGGAGGAGGCGUUCCUUCAACCUCGCGUCAAAACUACCUUUGAGGGCAGAUGUACUCACUCAUAGAAAGGUGAUCUCAGUCACUGCCCCCAGAGCAGGCAAUGAAAUAAACUAAGCUUAAUAGGGGAUGCCUAGCCUACACUCGCUCGUCAUACGACGAGCUGGUCCCAUGGAUAUGGGUACUGCCGCAAGUUCAGUAUCCGCAGUAAAUCCUUCAUCCAAGAACAACAACAGUUCAAGCAAUAAAAAAAUGGAGAAAAAUAACAAAUUGAGUGGUAUAAGACUACCUUUACUGCGCAAGGAGUCCAGUGCAAUCAACCUUUCUCUGACCGAGAGGUCAAUGAAUAAGAGAAGUGGUGAAGCACCACUGCUGAGACCGGAGAGCAGUGCAAGUUUGGAGGCAAGAGGAGGUAGCUGGAUAAACUUAGGCCCUACAGCUUUAAGAAAGUGCGAAACUGCAGUGGGAUUGAGUACUUUGGCUCUUGAAGGCCGACCAGUGAACCGCAGUAGAGUGUGCUCGCGUUGCUCGAGUUUGCUAUCACUCGCGUCUAGUUCGCGAUACAGCUUAGCCGCCGGUAGUUUUGUACCCGCGGCAACCUCACAACAACAGGUUGGUCGUUUACUGUGCAAACUUUGUUUAUCAGACGUUUCCGUGUCGCAGAUGUGCACCAUCGAAAGCUGUGGAUGCUCCUAUUGCAAAGAUUGUAUGCGUGCUUAUGUAGAAUUUGAAAUAGAAGAGGGAGCAUAUGACAUCAGUUGCCCUGAUGCAAAAUGUGAGCAAGAUGGUAUGCUUUCUUUGAAAGAGAUUGGCGCACUUGUUGGUGAAGAACUCCUAGAAAAGCACAAUAAGUUUCGUCUUAACAGAGAUGUAUCAAUGGACAAAGAAAGAGCAUGGUGUCCACGAGCAGGAUGCGAAACAAUAUGUUCGUUGAAUGGAGAUGGAUCCAAUGGGAGCACACCAGGGCCAGUGCAUUGUCCUAACUGUGCAACAGAUUUUUGUUCACUGUGCAGAGAACCUUGGCAUGUUGGUCCCUGUCCUGAGCUUCCACUGGGCAUACCCUUUGACAGUGAUCACAUCAAAUGCUGCCCCAUGUGUUCUGUGCCAAUUGAAAAAGAUGAAGGCUGUGCACAAAUGAUGUGUAAGCGAUGCAAGCAUGUUUUCUGCUGGUAUUGCUUAGCUUCACUAGAUGACGACUUCCUACUGCGGCACUACGACAAGGGACCAUGCAAGAACAAAUUAGGACACUCUCGCGCUUCGGUGAUCUGGCAUCGGACUCAAGUGAUUGGCAUUUUUGCGGGUUUUGGUCUUCUGCUGCUCGUGGCCUCGCCUCUUCUUCUCCUCGCCGCGCCCUGUAUCGUUUGCUGCAAAUGCCGCGUCUGCGGCUCUUCACGACUUGAACAAGACGAAGCUGCCGCGUCCGCAGCAGCUACCGUUGCAGCAGCGUCGAGCGAAGCUGCCGCCGUAGCCGCAGACACGGCCAACACGACGACAAUGAGUAGUCAAGACGACUCGGCUACGUAAAUGGUCGAAAGGAUGAAUUUUUUUAAUGGACUGGUAUAUAAGAUAAUAUAUUUUUUCUGAUGAAACCGAGAUCUCGAGAAGUUGAUAGUGCGAGUGUGCGAGAGAAGGACUACUACGCUGAGAAAAGUAUCGACUGUUCGUAAGGCGGAAACAUGAAACUCGAAUGUGUGAUUAACAAUCCCGAAUAAAACAUGUACAAAAGUAUAAUAUACUUUGUCGGUUUCGUGGAAAAAGUUUUUUUUCACAAAUGAAAAUUGCAUGUUUGCUUGUGCUUCAGCUUCCUUUUUGUGACAGACUUGAAGCAAACAAAUUUAAAAAGAGAGGUUGAUUUUUCGUAAUUAUUAUUCUAGUACACAAUCAAAAAUGUUUCGUAAAAAAAUUAAUGAAUCCAACUAAAUCGACAAAUACUAAAUUGCAGAAAGUAUAAUAUAUUUACCGCUAUUAAGGUCAACUCUUAUCUUUAGUAGGCUAAAAAAUAUUAGAAUUUGUUUCAGUACGAGAAGUUUCACAUUAAGAUUGUCGCAUUUGUUGAACUCUUAAUAUUCUACAUUGUUUUUCACACAACAAAGUUAACGUCCACUACUAGAAGAACAGUCGAAGACUGGUGUAUAUACUCUUCAAUGGCUGUUUUUGGUUUUCGAAUUUGUUGACAGUUUACGGACGUGAAAUAUAUUUGGCUGCACAAAUGAAAAAGAUCUGCUUCCUUAUGUUAGAUAUAGUAAUGAUUUGUUGAACGGGAAAAUUAAAGACGAUCACCGAAUACUCAAAAUAAUCUACUUUUAUAAUAUAAAUAAACUUUGAAUAUUCGGUAUGUAUUUUUUAAAUAUUUUUUUUCUUUAAAAGGACAAGGCGGAUUUUCCUUGUAGAUAUGAGAGUAAAUGUAUUUAUUUAUUUUAAGAAUGCGUAAAGAGUUAUCUAUGUUUUAUAUAUUAUUAUUGUUGACAAAUAUGUAUUACAUUAAAAAGAUUACUAUUUUACAUGAAGACAAAAUAAUCUUUAGGCCAAAAUAAAAAUUUCAUAAUUCGCAACUGUCUACAAAUUCGAUUUAUGUAGAUAAAAUACUUUUCUCCGUGCAAAACGAAACAUGAAAUGUGACACACUAUGUGUCCUAAGAAAAUUGUCGAUUCGAUGCUUUUCUUUUUACAAGAGGUGUUUUUCUCGCUUCAAGAGUCAAGAGAAUCAAGAGAAUCCUCGCUAGUUUUUAAGAAGUACAAACCAAGUGGCAAGAGCGACAAACAAAGAGUCACUCUCACAAAAUGUACUAGGUACUACUUAUUGCCUUCCUUGUUUGUUGAUAAAAUUAGACGCCGUUCGCGCGUUGCAUAACGAGAAUAACUACGAUGUAAAUUGGUUGUUGAGUUACCGUAAUGUUAAAAAGAACGAAACAAAAACAUUCCGCAGAGAUAAGUCCGUCACAUUUUCAAGAUGGUUUUAAAAAAAUGUAAAAGAAACAAGGGUGGCGUUUAUUAUUAACUAUUUCGUUCAUUUGUUUAUUAUUUCUAACGACGCAGUUUCUACUAAGAAGAUCCUCUGACGAUUUUUCAUAAUACAUAUAUGUUUACUGUUUUUGUAAGUGCGUCCAGUGUCAGGAAAAGUAUUUUCAAUUGGGUUACAUUUGUAGAGUUGUUGUUGGUCGGCGACUGUAUACGUUAUAUACAUAACUUAAAAAUACCUUUAGAUACUUGUGCAUAAUGUCGAAAAAAUUUUUGGAAGAAUAGUAUUAACUCUUGAUUUAUUUUAACGCGUGUGAAUGUAUGUAUAUACAUGUAACCAAUGGUUAACAGUGAUUAGUGAUAUUUUAUAUAUUAUAAUUAUUAUUAUUACUAUUAUUAAUAUUAUGAUCAUCAUCAUCAUCAUUAUGACAGUUAAAAGCUAAACUUUAUAAAUAAUAUAAAUUUUACAUAACGUACUUUUAAUUAAUUUUUUUUUUAUUUUAUUAUUCACAAAUUGAGUCCUCAAUUAUUUAUGUUAAAAAUGCAUUUUAUUAAGUCUAUAAAAAUAAUAAGCAAGACACUAAGAUAAAGUUGUCAUCUUGCUAUUGUAACUUUUAAUUGAGUCCGUUUAGCAGAAGGUUUGCUGUCUUUUGUCAAAAAAUGCAUAAGAUGUUUCAUUUUGUACAUACUAAACAACAUAUACGAUAUUUACUUAAAUCUUAAAGUCCUUGACGUAUUUUAUAUAGACGUGGAGAUUUUAAAAAUCAAGCACUUGUACUUUUUUCUUUAAAGAUUUAGUAGAUUAUUUUCAUGUACUCAAUUUAAAAGGUUUUGCCGUGGUACAAUUUAAAAAAGUUCUUGUUCCUUUUAUGAUGAUUCGAAUGUAAUUAAACAAUUCGAAUUCUUGUCUAAUAAGCAAAAUUAAUGAAUUAGAAAGAAAUUAUGGCACACAGUACUAGUCAUUGAUAAUUAAAUUAUAACAGAAAGUACCGUUAUAAAUAAGUUGAAUAAUAGGGAACAGACAUGGUUUUGCUAUAUACAUAUAAAUACUUAUAUACAGUAGAAAAUAGCAUAAGAAUACGUUAUGUAUUAAUUUUUUGCUGAUUUAGUACCUCUGGGCCCUAAUAUGAUAAAUUAAAAAUUCAUAUGUUUGAUUAUUUUUUAAAACGGCAGCUCUCCAAUAUGGCGGCUCAAAGGAUACAGGCCUAACCUAACGUACGGGCAUUUGAGUACAUAAAUUCAGUCAUCAUGAAUCUAUUUUGAUUUUGAAGCAUUAUCUAUCAUCUCUAUUAUGAUUUUGGAGAAAAGAAUAAGAUUAUUUUAUGUAUUUAAAUUUACAUGCGUUUAUACAUGUAUAUAUAUUUCCAUCCUUCGCGCCGCCAUAUUGGUCACGUGGCUCUCAAUCGUUUAAACGUAUCAUUAGCAAACCGAAUUUUCAAAACAAUAUUACUUAACAAAUAUUGCAAUCAAAA
This is a messenger RNA of Nasonia vitripennis (jewel wasp), 6077 nucleotides long. RefSeq names its product E3 ubiquitin-protein ligase RNF144A. Gene Ontology annotation, molecular function: ubiquitin protein ligase activity; zinc ion binding; ubiquitin conjugating enzyme binding. The record is from RefSeq and is a predicted model, not a curated record. Gene Ontology annotation, biological process: positive regulation of proteasomal ubiquitin-dependent protein catabolic process; ubiquitin-dependent protein catabolic process; protein polyubiquitination. Lineage: Eukaryota; Metazoa; Arthropoda; Insecta; Hymenoptera; Pteromalidae. Gene Ontology annotation, cellular component: cytoplasm; ubiquitin ligase complex. The transcript has 5 exons. The coding region runs from base 1778 to 3172 and encodes 464 amino acids.